This is a messenger RNA of Pungitius pungitius (ninespine stickleback), 1847 nucleotides long. It is a transcript of the gene ube2d2, whose product is annotated as ubiquitin-conjugating enzyme E2D 2 (UBC4/5 homolog, yeast). Gene Ontology annotation, cellular component: nucleus. The coding region runs from base 244 to 687 and encodes 147 amino acids. Lineage: Eukaryota; Metazoa; Chordata; Actinopteri; Perciformes; Gasterosteidae. The record is from RefSeq and is a predicted model, not a curated record. The transcript has 7 exons. Gene Ontology annotation, molecular function: ubiquitin conjugating enzyme activity. Gene Ontology annotation, biological process: protein polyubiquitination.
GCAGACCCCAGGCCGCAGUGAUUUGGUAGCCGCUGCAGUAGGAGGAAGGACCGCGGUUCUACCCCCUUCUAUCUUUCAGUUUCGUCUCGAAAUUUUAUCGGUGGUCGCUUCUGGUAACGAUUGGUACAUUGCGUGUACAGUAACGGAGCUCUGUGAUCAAUAAGUUGUAGUAAUACCAACGGACAGUGAUAUAAAUCGCCAUUUUAAUCGCACGUUUUUCCUGACAGAAGCGCUAGCACAACAAUGGCUCUGAAAAGAAUUCACAAGGAGUUAAACGACUUGGCACGGGACCCACCAGCCCAGUGUUCUGCAGGACCAGUAGGAGAUGACAUGUUUCACUGGCAAGCCACAAUAAUGGGACCCAAUGACAGUCCUUACCAGAGCGGGGUUUUCUUCUUGACCAUACACUUCCCCACAGACUACCCCUUCAAACCGCCAAAGGUUGCAUUUACCACAAGAAUCUACCACCCAAAUAUCAACAGCAACGGCAGCAUUUGUCUUGACAUUCUGCGAUCACAGUGGUCUCCGGCUCUCACCAUCUCCAAAGUCCUCCUGUCCAUCUGCUCUCUGCUGUGUGACCCAAACCCGGACGACCCCUUAGUACCCGAGAUCGCCCGCAUCUACAAGACGGACAGGGAAAAGUACAACAGAAUAGCUCGGGAAUGGACACAAAAGUAUGCAAUGUAGUGUUGGGUUGGAAUCAUCGCCAACCACCUCUACGACAUAAGAUUAGGGGAGCUUAAGACGUAAAGAGAAAACAAACAAAAACCAUUCAAACAAAUGAAAAGUUUAAAACAAGAUCUUGUUGGUUUCCGUUGGAGUGCUUUCUUUGAGCCAUGCCUCCCCUUCACCAGAGUACCUGUAAAACUCCCUCUGCCCCCUCCUCCUUUCUCCCUCCCUCUGUUUUACUCUGCCCCCUCCCUCCUCCUGCCUCUUAGUUCCAGUGUACAUAUUGUCAGCCUGCUUUCAAUGGUAACAUCAUCUCUCCCUGCUCCUUUCUCCCCUCCUCCCUCCCUUUUGUCACAUCUACUGACUUCUGUAUUUCGUUACACACGUUGGGCAGCUCCCCCCCCCCCCCCCCCCCUCCCCCUUUUACACUCACCCCUGCCCAGGCGUUAAUCCUUAACCUUUGAGCAUUGUUGAAACCUUGAGGGGACCCCCCUCCCUAAUUAUUUAGGAGAGUGGGGGACAGUAGGGUUUUUACACUGCAUAUUUUUCUUAUUUUGUCACUUCCUAUAAUCUCCAUCUGUAGAGAUGACAAUUCAAGAAAGCGCUUUGUGUUUGCACGAGUCGAAGGGCACUCCGUAUUUUUAUGAUGAAUACUUUAAAGAAACCAUUGCAGGCUGUGGAUAAGGGGGUCGGGGGAGAAAGGGCGCAUGCCCUAUUUUGGCGUUCUGUUGGAUUCAAUGAUAGGACUUUGAUUUAUCCCCCCCAAUGACCUUUCCAACCCCACCUAGGUUGACCCGUACAUACACAAAUAGACACACAUGCACGCACAAUUAUCACCCCCACCACUACCCGCCAACUUUUCUUUACUCAAAGUGGAGGUUCUGGACCAGGUAUUUAAGCAAUUUAUUUUUCUUAGUCUAACCUGUGUUUUUUUAUCUCCCCUCCCCACCCCCAAUAACUCUUUAGGUUGCUUUUUUUUCUUAUUUGGUUUCUCUUUUUGUUUUUGCUAUUGUUAAAUUAGAGGCUAACAUUUUAAAAGGCUAUGGGACUGGCUUGGGCUCUGGGUGCGAGGAGAACCCACUCUUCUUGCACAAAACCUCUGUAUAUUGAAUUACCUGAGAGGCUCGUUGAGCUUUGUGUGUUGAUUAAACUGUGUAAUAAAAACCCAUUAUUCCUGA